Molecule: messenger RNA, 1221 nt
Organism: Zea mays
Lineage: Eukaryota; Viridiplantae; Streptophyta; Magnoliopsida; Poales; Poaceae
Source: RefSeq, a predicted model, not a curated record
CCUGCUACCAGCACUCCAGCAGUGUACCAUAGCUGCGAGUACUGAUCUCUCUCUCUCUCCUACCUGCUCCCCGGUCCCUUCUCUUUCUACAACUCCAAUCCACCAUCCGAUAUAUAUCCCCUUCCGGCCACUUCUGUUUUCCCUCAAUCCCCUUCCAAAUCUUCAUUGCACAUCUCAUAGUGUGUUCAGCUGUCUCCUUCCCCGCUGGCCUGCUCUCUCUGCUGCUCCACCAUGAGGCAAGUAGGGAGCCCAUUGGACCUGAACAACUUGCCGGAGGAGUACGGCAAGCAAGCGGUAGAGAGCUCCACGACCACCGCCACAUCAAGCUCCCAUGCAGUUAGGACAGGGAUAAAGAAGAAGGGCGAUGGAGGGAAAGACGAUGCUGCAAAGGUGUAUGAGUGCCGGUUUUGCUCCCUCAAGUUCGGCAAGUCUCAAGCGCUUGGCGGCCAUAUGAACCGCCAUCGACAAGAGAGGGAGACUGAAACCCUCAACCGUGCCCGGCAACUCGUCUUCGGCAACGAGAGCCUCGCCGCCAUCGGGGCGCAAGCGCAGAUGACGAUGACUUUCAGGGAUGUAAAUAUGGCUGGCGCUGCCCCACCGACCGUAUUGGGAGGAAACUUCCGGGGAGGCGCCAGCGCCACCGGUGGCAGCAGCGUCGGCGACCCGUGUCUCCCGUUCCGGCCGGUGCAUCCGGGGCUAUCGUCGCAGCCUUCGUACCAUUACCUCUACACGGCGCCAUCCACACUGCACCCGAUGAGCUACCCGCCGGCGACGUACCCGGGCCCUCCUCGUCAGCCUGCGGUCGGCGACUAUGUCAUCGGUCACGCAGUCUCCGCCGGUGGCGGUGACGCACUGAUGCAGUCGACGCACCGCAGCAGCUUCUCUUGCUUCGGAGCUCCACUCACCGCUCCGCCGGCAGCAGCGGCGGCGGGGGCUGCUGCUGCUGCUAUGAACGUGCAGGCCGACAAGCUUAACUGCAACUGCAGCUUCGGCUGCGGUGGCCACAGCAGAAAUAAUAACGUGAAUGCGUCCACUUGAGCAGAUGCGGACCGCACGCUGUGGUUAAUGCAUGCAAUUAAGUCAGUGUAAAGAGCCAAGAAAUUAAAUUAGAUGAUGCGUGUUUUCGACAUUAAAGACAGAAGUGUUCUGAGGAUCUACUUCUAUAUGAAUGCCUGCAAUGGAUCCCUGAAUCUAAACUAAAAAUCUUCAGUUUUGCAUGAA